Molecule: messenger RNA, 743 nt
Organism: Triticum aestivum (bread wheat)
Lineage: Eukaryota; Viridiplantae; Streptophyta; Magnoliopsida; Poales; Poaceae
Product: serine/threonine-protein phosphatase 7 long form homolog
Exons: 4
Coding region: 9-743 (244 amino acids)
Biological process (GO): meristem maintenance; meristem development
Source: RefSeq, a predicted model, not a curated record
UCAAUCUCAUGUACCAGAAGUACGUUGCCGAGUUGGACACGAUUACGCCUGAGCAGGUGGAAUGGCAGCCAUAUGGCGCCGAUGACAGACUUGGGUACACCCCGGAGUUUACCAUCAACCCGAUGUGCUUGCGGGAUAGGGAUCUCUGGCGUAUGCGGUGCCCACUGAUAUGCAACUGGGCUGUUGAGUUUCAUUUGCCACAUCGCGUGUGUCGUCAGUUUGGUCUGUUCCAGCCUCACCCGCCGGAAUGGGUGGAUACGGACAAAGCACUUCAUAGGUUGGACAGGAGAAGGCAGCGGAAGAUAAAGGACUGGGACAAGCAUCAUGCUUCGUAUGUUACCCGCUUCCAGCUUUGUGUGGAGGAAGCUCGUAGCAGUGCACGCGCCAAGCUUCGUGAGCAUAGUCCACUUGCUUUUGAUAACUACAUACGAUGGCUUCUUGAAAAUACUCGAGUUGAGAUAUGCCCGCCGGCAUAUAAUGAGGAUAUUCUUGAAGAACCCGUAAACUUUGAGGAUCUAUCAAAGGGGAAGUACAACAGAGAUGUCAGGGUAGGGCACGGAGUCCCUGCUGUUCCGGUGAUUAACUAUUUGAAUUGUUCAGUAUUUGUAUUUGCCAAAAUGGAAUCUGUUUCUGCAGUUUGGCAGUUAACAGCACUGCAGCGCCUGACAGUCAGGCGCUGCACUAUACUAUGCAGCGCCCAAAGCCUAGGCGCUGCACCUCACAGUGCAGCGCCCGUCCCAUAG